Molecule: messenger RNA, 2532 nt
Organism: Oncorhynchus masou masou (cherry salmon)
Lineage: Eukaryota; Metazoa; Chordata; Actinopteri; Salmoniformes; Salmonidae
Gene: rilpl2
Product: Rab interacting lysosomal protein-like 2
Exons: 4
Coding region: 285-890 (201 amino acids)
Molecular function (GO): protein dimerization activity
Source: RefSeq, a predicted model, not a curated record
UUGUACAAGCGGCGAGAAACAGGCCAUUGCCAUUGGUUUAUUUGUAUGCCACUUAUAGACUGGAUACAGCAAGUCAACCAUUCAAAUUUAGAAAGAGGAGGGUUUAUUCAGCUAGCCUACUACCGGUAACUUGAAGUGGCUACUGUAGCAUGCAUGGAACUAAACUUAAAGUUCACAAGUAUCUUGUAUGUUAAAUGUCACAACGCUCGAUUUGAGAAAUCGGUCCCACCGUUUGAGAAAACAAAAACUUUUGUUGAAUUCGGUGCGUCUUUGGAGUACGAGCAAUGGAAGAAUUGAGCGAGUCUUCACCCGCUUUGGCGUUCGAGAAGGAAGCAUUUGAGCUGACGGUGGAAGAUGUUUAUGACAUUUCAUACGUGAUUGGCAGAGAUUUGCUGAAAAUAAGUACUACAGGUGAGGAAGUCUCCGAUUUGCAAUUCAAAAUUGUCCGGGUUUUGGAGAUGUUUGAAACGUUAGUGAAUAAGUAUAACCUGUCAUUGGAGGAGCUGAAAAUGGAACGAGACAACUUGAAGAGUGAACUGGAUAGAAUCGUGAGAGAAAGUUCUGCCGGGCAGGAAGCGCAAACACUAGGACCAAACAAACUGGUGGUGGACCUGAAAGAUCCCAAUAGACCACGCUUCACAAUGCAGGAGCUGAAGGAGGUGCUUCAGGAGAGGAACCAGCUCAAGGCCCAGCUACUGGUGGCGCAAGAAGAGUUGCAACUCUACAAGAGUGGGAUGCUGCCACAGGGUGAGCAAGCCAUGGUAGAGGUUGACUUAGUAUCUUCAUCCCCUUCAAAACCUGUUCCUGACACAACAGAUGAGUCUAAAGAAGAGGAACCUAACGAAGGAAUGACCACCAUCAGAAAGCUGUUUUCAUUCAGACGGAAAUAAGGACAACCUAUGAGAACAAGGACCUAAGACAUUACUAAUGAUAAACCAAACAUUUUUAUGCACAUGCUUUCUAUCAAUGCUUUGUAUUAGAUCAGUUUUCGUUAAUGAAUGGAAAUGUUUUUAACUGGAAUAAUUUUGCUUUUGAAACUAACUCAGUUGUCUUUUUAUAGAUUUAACUGUUGUCAUUAAUACAGGUAUGGGAAAAUAACUAUCCUCAUUAAGGUCAAAUAACAUGGUACAGACCAAUGAUUUAUCCAGUGCAUUCAGACAGUAUUCAGACCCCUACAGCCUUAUUCUAAAAUGGAUUAAAUUGUCCCCCCAAUCUACACACACUACCCCAUAAUGACAAAGUGGAUUUUUAGAAACGUUUUUCAAAUGUAUAAAAAAUGGAAAUAUAAUUUACAUAAGUAUUCAGAGACUUGUUACUCAGUACUUUGUUGAAGCACCUUUGGCAGGGAUUGCAGCCUCAAGUCUCCCUGGGUAUGAUGCUACAAGCUUGGCACACCUGUAUUUGGGGAGUUUCUCCCAUUCUUCUCUGCAGAUCCUCUCAAGCUUUUAGGUUGGAUGGGGAGUGUUGCUGCACAACUAUUUUAAGGUCUCUCCAGAGAUGUUCAAGUCUGGGCUCUGGCUGGGCCACUCAAAGAUAUUCAGAAACAUAUCCCUAAGCCACUUCUGUGUUGUCUUUGCUGUGUGCUUAGGGUCAUUGUCCUGUUGGAAGUGAACCUUCACCCCAGUCUGAGGCCCUGAGUGCUCUGGAGCAGGGUUUUAUCAAGGAUCUCUGUACUUAGCUCCAUUCAUCUUUCCGGCUGGGGGGUGUAGAAGCCACCGCAUGCCCAUUUUGGCAAUCCUGCACAAUUGUUAAAAACAAAAAAUUAAUUGCCCCACAGUGGUGUCAUAAUACCCAUAAAGUCUAGCGGUCAAACGGGGAAAUGGUUCCAAUUGUUUUUCCACCAUUUUUCUCAUAGGGGAUUAUAGAAACAGUUAAGGGGUGUGUCAUGAAGGCUUACCCUGGCGUGACAUUUUGUUAACCAUCUAAAUUGCUUUCAGGCAAGGUGACUGAAAUAUAGUUUGUGCUAUUUACUGACUCAUGCUAAUUAGCAUCAAAGUAGACAUCAUGCAAGACUACAAAUCCCUGCACGUCAACUCGAGUUAACGCCUUUGCUAACAGGGUGUGUACAUUUAACUCCAGACCAUUCACAGAAUUACCAAUUUUAUUUAUUACAUUUAGCUAACGGUUAAUCCAGAUAUUUUUACUAUAAUUCGUCAAUCUCAUCCAUCUCAUGGCAUUUGUAGUUAAUGAUUAGCAACUAAUUAGCGUUUCAUUUGUUGGGGGUAAAUACAGGCAAAUAUUUUGAUAAAUCAUCUUGUCUAAGGAGAGAUUCACAUGGUUAUCAAAAUGUCACGCCAGUGUAAGCCGUCAUGACACACAGCUCUUCUAAAAUCCCCCAUGAGAAAAAUGGAUGGUGAUAAAUCAAUUGGAACCAUUUCCUGGUUUGGCCAUUAGGCUUAAUGGGUAUUAUGACUCAUACUGUGGUACUCUAUAGAAAUGCAUUUGUCCAGGUUAGUUUGCCACAUUUAUUCUAUUAAACACCAAUGUAAACGUUUAAAUUAUGAGCAAAACAAAAAUAAACUAUUGAGAUGA